AUGCUGCCGGGUGUCCUGGGUCUGCCAGCAGCAUCAUCGCGGUCAGCAAACGGGGGCGCCGCCGUCCAGCUGCGCCAGAGUCCGACUUCCCUAAACAUCCUCCUGGCAAUCAUCUCGCAGCUCUUCCCCUUCGAUGCUGCGAUCGAAGACGUUGGCGACCUCAUCGAGGGCGCCGAGACGGUGUUCGCGGACCUAGCUGGAUUCGAGACUAGCGAGAAUGACCUGGUAUCCGGAAAGUGUGGCGACGUGGUUAUCGUGUUCGCGCGCGGUACCAACGAGCCUGGAAAUGUAGGGUCGCUCGUGGGGCCACCGUUUUUCGAUGCUGUGAGAGCAAAGCUGGGCGCGAAGGGCAAGACGCUGGCGGUGCAGGGCGUGGAUGACUACGAGGCGGACAUCACAGGAUUCCUUCAAGGAGGCGAUGCGAAAGGUAGUCAGAGAAUGGCCGAUCUGGUGGCACAGGCCCAGAAGCAAUGCCCCUCCUCGAACGUCGUCAUGUCCGGAUAUUCACAGGGUGGUCAGGUUGUGCACAAAGCUGCCAGCCUAUUGUCUGCAUCCGCCAUGAAUGGUGUCAGGUCCAUUGUUGUGUUUGGAGAUCCAGACAGAGGCUAUGCGAUUCAGGGUGCACCGGUAAACAACGUGCUGAUAGUCUGCCACGAAGGGGACAACAUUUGCGACGCCGGCGAUUUCAUCUAUUUGCCUCAUCUGACCUAUCUUCUCGACGCAGACACGGCAGCCAGCUUUGUAUCAGCGCAUAUAUCAUAA
This is a messenger RNA of Truncatella angustata, 762 nucleotides long. RefSeq names its product carbohydrate esterase family 5 protein. The record is from RefSeq and is a predicted model, not a curated record. NCBI's taxonomy places the organism in Eukaryota, Fungi, Ascomycota, Sordariomycetes, Amphisphaeriales, Sporocadaceae. Gene Ontology annotation, molecular function: cutinase activity. The transcript is spliced from 3 exons. Gene Ontology annotation, biological process: carbohydrate catabolic process. Bases 1 to 762 code for a protein of 253 amino acids. Gene Ontology annotation, cellular component: extracellular region.